AUGGACGACAAUCAGCAAGACGAAUACGCAGAAGAGAUCGACGCUGUUGACGAAGACGAGUAUGACGAAGAUGAAGGAUAUGACAACGUCAACCCAGGUGAUUUUGGAGUCAACCAAUUUGGCAAUAAUCCUCCGUAUCAAGUCAUUGGUAACCAAUUUAUUGACUCCAGAGGCAGGCCUCAAUCGGCAAAUGUAAAUUCGAAUGAAUUUGGAUCAGGUAAUAAUAAUUUUCAUCCCUCUGAAGGAGCAGAUAUGAAUCAACCUCAUCCUGGUCAGGCUUAUCAAUUUAACAACUACCAGAGCGAUGCUUUGAACUUUGCAAGGCAAUUUGCAGGUAAAAAGAAUAAAAGGCCAGUCUCUGCCUCUCAUCCUGGUAAAGCUGGUAGAAAUCCUAUGACAGACAUUGCCAGCGGAGUCACACAAACUGCUCAGAAUUCCAAAAUGGGAACUGAAAUUUCAUUCACCGACAUCAAGAGGAUGAAGCCUAGAAGGAUCAACCAAGAAAAGGAGAAACUCUAUGAUCAAGUCAUUAAGUUAAAAGUGCAGAUGAAUUCCUAUAAAAAUGCUAAUUUAAAAUUAAGGACACAAUUAAAAUUCUUAGAAAAGGAACAGAACGAGAAAGAAGGCAUCAUAGAAAGCCUGGUUAAUAAUAACGAAGUGUCCACUAUCGGUCGCCUAGGAAGUGUGAUUAAUAAUAAGAAAUAAGUCUGAGUCAUAUCUAGUAACUGCGUUAAAAAGGCAAGUGAAAGAACUCAAAGCAGAAAUCAGCGCCAGAGAGGAAGAAAUCUUGUCCUACAAAAAGAACUUCAAAAAUACCAAAAUCAACGAGCUUGACAUUGAGCUGAGGUCUUACAUGGACGAGUGUCUCCGUCUGAAGCACUUGCUCGAGGACACCGUCAGGAGCAAGGAUCCGCUGGCCGACCCUGACCAGUUGUCUAAGAUAGAAGAGCAGUUCCAGCAGCAGAAUACAGUUAUCAAUAACUUGCAUAACGAGAACCAAGAACUCCAGAACAUGAUUGCUCACAAAGAUAAUGAAACUAUAGAGUGGAGGAACCUGGUUGAGGACUAUCAGAAGCGGAUUGACAGACUUCGCCCAGCUGCAAAAGACAACAAAAAGCUCAGGAAGAUGAAUAAAGACAAGAAAAUUGAACUACAAAGAAUUCGUCAGGAACUGCUUCUACUCAGGUCGAGAACUAGUCCAGAGGUAAAGGAAAAGGUCGGAGAGAUCAUGAAAAAGUAUGACGCCUUACAGGGUAAAGUCGGUAAUAACAAAGCCAAGAUUAAUUCACUUAAGAAAAGUAAAAACAAACUUCAGGCUCAGAGGAAGGAACUUAUUGACCGUAUUGAGGAAUUAGAAAAUGAAAGAGACCAAUUUGCACAAGAUUAUGAAGAAGAAUGUAGCCUCAAGAAGAAAUUCGAGGAACUCUAUGGAGAAGAAAGAGAGAAGAACAUCUCAUUGAGACAGCAUCUUGAUGAACUCACUAAAGAUGGUAAGAAGUCAUACCCAAGAAAUCAGAGUGCCAGGCCUAAAAGUGCCUCCAAGUACGGAAGAAAACCUGAUUCUGCUGACGACGACAAUAAUGCAGAGGAUGAACAAGCAAGAGAACAUGGAGGUACAAGAGAUGCCUUUGGAAGUGAUGCUAGCGAUGAGAAAGAAGUCCUACUUGAUAAAGUCAGUUUUAGUAAAGUUGACUCAGUAGCUGGAGAACUCCGAGAGACUCUUAUCACCCGUAAAAUUCCUUUUGAAAAUCUGGAAAAUGAAAUCCCAAAUGAGCCUCUUGCUUUGUCAGAGUUCAGAGAACUUCUUACUAACAAUUAUAAUAUUUCCGAGAAGGAUGCUAAGCUUGCUGCUAGAUAUAUUUAUGAAGAGGAUGAUAUCGACCCUGAUGGAAAAGUGAUGUAUGAUGAACUAAAGCAACUAAAUCCAGAUGUAAUUCUUGAAAGACUUCAAAAAUUUAUUUGUAAAAACAACACAAUCAAUCCUUAUCAGGUUGAUGACCUUGACCAUGAGAUAGAUGAGGAGAUCCCUCAAGAAUCGCUUCCUAAGGAAUCAAUUGAAGUCCCUGACGAAGACUCAGAUAAUAACGAUGAGGAUGAUUAUAGCGAUAUCGAUGAUGAUUUUGAAGAUAAUCAGCCGACCAAAGCUCAUCCGACUAGCGACUCCCCAAGAAUCUCUGAAGAGAUUCCAGAGAAUAAUGACCACCCACAACCUGAAAUCCCUGCUGAUGAAUCAGAGAUAGGGGAAGAGGAAGGGCUGGAUAUUGCGGAGAAGUGCUUCUCCCUCAUGGCUGAUAAAAUGAAGGAAAAGAAAACAACAACUAUUAAUCAUUUCAAAGAUUACAUUGGAAAUCAAGUCAUUGAAGCAGAAGAUGGAGAGAAAUUUGAAGUGGUCUACAUCUCGCCCACUGAUUUCCUUGAAGGCCUGGGUGAUCUUGACCUUGAGCUUACAGAGAAACAGGUCAAAUGCCUCAUGAUCAUUCUUGUAAAACCAGAACUUGACAAUGUAAUCCUGAUUCAAGAUCUUUGCAUGGUCAUGGAGAAUUUUGGAAUUGAAGAAGACAUAGAUGAUAUAACUGAAGGAAGCCCAACAAAAAGUGAAAAACAAGAUCCACAAGGAGCUUCUGGAACUGGUGUGGUUAACGCAAAUCCAAACCUGAUAGACAAUGAUUAUCACCAUUCUGAACCUGAUAAGCCUACUGAGAAAGUAGAGGAAGAAAUUCCUGACGAUUAUUCUAAUAAUGGAUUCCAAAUCCCUUCUUCUAAAGGAGACGAAAAGAAAUCAGACAAUAAUCAGGUUAAGAAUGAUUCUCUGAAUCCACUUUACCAAAAGUUUGAACUACAUUCCUCAGACAAUGAGAAAGAUAAGGAAGAACUCUACCAGCAUAAACUUGAGAAAAUAGAAAAAGAGGAUGAGAACAAGUUCGAAUUUGACAUUCCCGAUGAUUUCCAGAGCAAAGGAAAAGAAAGCGAAGACAAGGAAGAAAAAAUUGCCAAAAAGUCAGACUCUGACUCCCCUCCUGCACAGGGUGUUAAACCUGAGAUACCUCAACAUGAGAAAGCUCAGCCUAUGGCUGCGUCAAAAGCUAUCUCUGAUAAGGUGUCAGAAAGCAUCCCUGACGAACAGAUUGAGGAUGAGUAUUCUGAUAUAAAAGAUGAAUUUGAACAAAAGGAUGAUUCUGAUGCUAAAAGUGAGUCUAGCCCAAAGAAAGAAUCCAGCCCAAAGAAACAAUCUAGCCCAAAGAAGCAAUCUAGUUCGAAGAAGGAUUCUGACCCUAAAUAUUCAGAACCAGAGGAAGAAAUUGAAGAUAAUUAUUCUAUGCCUGAAUCUGAAAAGGUAUCUCCAACUAAGGAAUCUCCAGCCAAAGAUGCUCCACUAAAGGGAUCUUCAUCUAAGAGAUCUUCAUCUAAGAAGUCUUCAUCUAAGAAGUCUUCAUCUCAAGGAUCUCCAGUAAAAAAAGACUCGAAAGACGAUGAGAUCUCUGAAGAUUAUGGCGAUAACGACUUCGAUCAAGAUCAAGAGAAAAGCAACUCUUCUGACAAUAAGAAAGCUCAAUCAGAAGCUCAAUCUAGUGCUAAAGAUAUAUCCUAUCGCCAAGACACUGGACAGAGUAGAGAUGAUGAAGAAGACAAAGAUGGAACAGAUGAUGUCACUAGUAAGGGCACCAAGAAAAAGAAGCAUAUGAAGUUUGAAUUACUAAAACCAAGAUCGCUCCGCUUACUCUUUGACAUGACUUCCUUCCUUGGUGAGCACCAACCAGAAGACCUUUUCAAUGAGAGAAUAUAUGAACAAUUAAUCAAGACCAAGAAGAAGGAAAAUGUAGUUGACUUAUUAGCAGCUGAUGACUUUUUCGAAGUAUUGCACCAAGAAAAACUACUAAAAUAUUACCCAGAUGACUCACAGAAGCAGAAAGAGGUCGAACAGAUGAAGGAGAACAUAAAGGAAGUCCUCUGACUAGAUAUCCAAUACAAAGAUUUAUUCAUGAUGAAAUAAGAUCAAUAAAGUAGUCCAUGAAAUCAUCAAUAAUGCUGAGCUUCAAGAGAAAGCCCAAGAGUAUGUAUACUCAGAUGAUGAAAUUGAGGAGGAAUAUGAGGAAGAUGAAGAAGAGACCGAAAAAAAUGAAGGAGAUAAAAAAUCCAAAGCUAGUUCACGAAGAAAGAAGUGGUCCCCCAGAAGUAGCUCAGGAUUCUCCCGCGAGGAGGAUAAUCCAGGAAGUCAUAAAAAGCAACCUAAGCAAGACAUUGAAAGUGAUGCUUAUUCUGACCAUUAUGAAGAUGAAUUUAGCAAGAAAAAUGACACAAAUAAUAGCAAAUCUAUGAAAAAGGAAGAACCUAAGAAGCCAAGUCCUAAGAAGGGAAGUCCGAAGAAGGGAGAGCAGCCUUCUUCUAGUAUAAAAGAGCAGUCAAAUAUUGAAGAAGACAUCGAGGAUAAUUACGAAUUUGAAUUCUAA
Molecule: messenger RNA, 4448 nt
Organism: Moneuplotes crassus
Lineage: Eukaryota; Ciliophora; Spirotrichea; Euplotida; Euplotidae
Source: the annotation of a GenBank genome assembly